GUAAAUGCAAUGAUAUAAACUGUAUACAUGAUAUUCUGACUCACUUGCCCGCGGUCAUCAUGAAAACAUCAAGUCAGCUUCUGGUCGUCUUUCUCUCCGUGUCAGUGAUUCUAAAGCACACAAGUGCUCUUUCAUGCGGAUAUCGCUACGGUACUCGUAUCAUCAGCGGAAGUGACGCACAGCCCAACUCUUGGCCCUGGAUGGUGCAGAUCAACUACAACAAUGGACAUCACUGCGGCGGUACUCUCGUGAGCCCGCAAUGGGUUGUUACUGCGGCGCACUGCGUGGAUCACGUGAAAGAUCCGAAAAAUUAUAAUGAACUGGCGAUCACUCUCGGCGAGCACAAGCGAAGCGCUUCGGAAGGCACCGAGCAGAGGUUUUCCGUAGCUAGGAUUAUUGUGCAUCCUCAGUACUUUGAACCCACUGCCAUUAACAAUGACAUCGCACUGAUCAAGCUUAACAAGCCCGCACGACUGAACAAGUACGUGAACCUUGCAUGUCUACCACGACAGGGCGAGGAGCUAUCGGACGGGAAGAUCUGCUACGCUACCGGCUGGGGAUUGACAGUGGGCGGUGACUGGAAGAGCCAAUCAGAUGUCCUCAAACAGACACCACUUCCAGUGGUUAACAGACAAGAGUGUCAGACAGACUAUGAUGAUAUACCUAUUACUACAGCUAUGAUGUGCACAGGAUAUGGCGGAAGAAGCUCCAUCAGCACCUGUAACACAGACAGUGGGGGCCCUGUGGUUUGCAAGAGUAAACUGGGGCACUGGUAUCUACAGGGUGUGGUCAGCUUUGGCGCCAGGGCGUGCGCCCCUGGUCACUACUCUGUGAAUGCCAAAGUCAGUAAAUUUGUCACAUGGAUUAAUCAGUACAUAUGAACGCUUGACCUGGAGUAAAUAAAGUCUGAGGAGUA
Messenger RNA from Nematostella vectensis (starlet sea anemone), 916 nucleotides. Its product is annotated as CUB and peptidase domain-containing protein 2. Lineage: Eukaryota; Metazoa; Cnidaria; Anthozoa; Actiniaria; Edwardsiidae. Bases 60 to 881 code for a protein of 273 amino acids. Gene Ontology annotation, molecular function: serine-type endopeptidase activity. The transcript has 6 exons. The record is from RefSeq and is a predicted model, not a curated record. Gene Ontology annotation, biological process: proteolysis.